Messenger RNA from Trametes versicolor FP-101664 SS1, 2601 nucleotides. RefSeq names its product POP1-domain-containing protein. The record is from RefSeq and is a predicted model, not a curated record. Bases 10 to 2589 code for a protein of 859 amino acids. Gene Ontology annotation, cellular component: ribonuclease MRP complex; nucleolar ribonuclease P complex. The transcript is spliced from 13 exons. Gene Ontology annotation, biological process: tRNA 5'-leader removal. NCBI's taxonomy places the organism in Eukaryota, Fungi, Basidiomycota, Agaricomycetes, Polyporales, Polyporaceae.
GUGCUUGCGAUGGCCCCAAAGCGGGCUAGCGACACUCGUCAGCCCGAAGAUGUCUCUGGACGCGAGCGCAAGAAACAGAAGACCGCCGCGGCGCGUACGAUCGCGGUACAACCCACGGCGGGGCCGUCAGCCACUGGUGAGAAUGCCAAAACUGGCCCGUCGAAGUCGGUGCGCUUUGACAGUAUGAAAGGUCUGCCCGGGGCGCUGGACGUGGAACGGUUCGCAGAAUCAAGAGCGUUUGAGAUCAACGCAAUGCAUGAGGCCAUGCAGAAUGCUCGGUCGGCCUCCACGCAAAGGGCUUGGCAGCAAUUGCCCCGUCAUCUCCGUCGCAGGGCUGCUAGCCAUGAUGUACGGCGCGUACCAUUGCGGCUUCGUGACAAAGCUCGCGCAGAGAUGGAUCCAGCACGUCGCAAGGCAUUAGGUCGCAGUAUGCCCAAGAAGAGCAAAAGAAACCAGCCCAACAGAACUGGCAAGCUGCUAGCUAGACAAAAGGACAAGACAUGGCUUGAGACUCAUCUAUGGCAUGCUAAGCGAAUGCACAUGGACAACAUGUGGGGUUACCGGUUGGCUACCACACCAACCGAGAAGUCUUUUCGUCCAUCGCAUCGAGCUUCGGUGCACGGUUCAAUCCUUCACGAUGCAUCUUAUCAAGCUACGAUCGAGAUCGUAGGUCCCGAAGACAUCCUACGAGCUAUUCUGGACAGCUGCUGCGAUUGUCAGGGGCCGAGCCCUGGAGCCAAACGGUUUUUGACUGGCGCGCGAGCUAUAGAGACACACAUCUAUGGCUAUAACACUUACCCUGACCAACUCCUCACACCCGCAACCAUCUUGUGGCAUGCCGAGGCCGUGACUUCCAGCGCCUCGAAAGCUCAGACUUCUGGUGAUGAUGGGAGCACAAGCAAGGGCAAGGGCAAAGAGAAGGCAACCGCGACCACGUCAAGCGAUCCAGAGCACAAAAUCAGGACAGUCUGGAUACGUGUUCACCCUGCUGCUACUGCCGAAGCACACCGAGCUCUGCGCCAUGCUGCGUCCUUCGCUAUUGAUACAGUUAAACAGACUGGGCGCACAGUCGAGGUCGAGAUAGCGGACUUGCGCGAGCAGUUCAAUGUCUUCGAGAUCAUGGGACCGAAGGCGAGUCAGGUUCUGAAGGGUGCGCUGAAACCGGUAGACGACAAUCGGGAGGACUCUAAGAAGUUUUGGGCUUCACUGAGCAAAAUACAAUCUGCGGGGUCUGUUCCAAGAGGCAUGGUGAUUGGAUUUAUGGUGCACGAUCCACGAUUAAGCUUUCCCCCAAAGAAUGUGAAGGUCGACCUGGAGAGUAGCACGACGCUCUCUCCCUCCUCGACUGUCUUCCCUUCCACGGCACUCGCUCAAAGUCAGAUUUGGGAUGAGAAGACAAGGAUUGCGCUUCGCACCCCCAAGUACAAGAAAAGAGACAUCGACCAGCGUCGAUCAAACAAUCUCGUUCCUGGAACCCCGCUCAAAUCAGAGCGCAAAGACGACCGCAUUCCCGUCCUCCUCAUUCAGCGCUCUGUCGAGAACAACGCCUUCGCCCAAUCCGCCACUGCCUCCAACCCCCGCUCGAGCACCACCAACGCAUUACACGGCUGGACGCUCAUCGUCCCACAAGGUUGGGGCAUGCCCUUCUUCUCGUCGCUCACGUACACCGGCACGCGCGUUGGGGGCCAGCGCGAGCGCCAGACACAGGCCUUCGAAGCGGGAUCCGCGUACUUCCCGCGCGACUUCCCGGCCACCGACGCGUACGAGGAGUAUGCCGAGGGCAGGGCGGAGGAAGAUCGCGAGACGUGGGAGCGCAAGCCGCCUGCGAAGCGGCCGAAUUACGAGAAGUUGGGCACGCGGAGCCCCUGGAAGCCGGACUGGAACGUCGUGCUUGGGCUCGAGAAACCUGAUGCUGCCAGUGGCGAAGAUCUACUGAAUACACAAAGGGAGGUUGAAAUGACCGAUACGGACCCCGCUGCAUCCGUGCCUGCGCCUGUGCACAUAACCGCCGCGGCCGUGGUGGAACAGAAGGUGCAUGCAUGGCUCCUUCGUGGAUCGGACGUCGCCACAAUUAUUGCAGACGUUUCUGCCAUGCUCAGCCCUGCCGCGGGUCUACUCAUGCACGUCAAUCAAGUGCGCGCAAAACGCAAACUAGACCCACUUCAUACGAGCGUACGUGCAGAGGACCUCUUGCAAGCGGCUCUCGUGCAAGUCGCGAUCUUCCCCAGUGGACGAGGCUGCCCAGACGAUCUCGCAAUUAUCUACUGCGUGGAGGACGAGGAGGCGCGCAGAUGGAUUAGUGCGGAGGCGAGCAAGAAGAACGGGCUUGCGCUCCUGGGAGAUGGACCCGAUGAGACAGAGCUCGCCCAGGCUACGCCAUCACCUGAGGGUAUCAUCGGAUACGUGACUACUGGCAACUUCUCCCUCUCGCUUGGCGAAGGUCACGCUGUUGGGGCGAUGCCGUUGACUGAAUAUCUCGGGCUAAGGAAGCAGGCAGAGAGGCUACGAAAUGGGCAUAAGUUCCUUGUGAAGCUUCGUAACCGGAACGAGACGAUUUGUCGCCUCGGGUACGUAGAACUACUGCACUAAUACACUUGCUGC